UUCUGCAUUUGUUUGCAGCUCUUCAGUGGAAACGAUUCUCUAUCAUUGGACAUAGUAUGGGUGGGAAUGUGGCAGGAAUAUUUAGUGCCUUGUACCCAGAGAUGGUUGAUGCCGUAGUUCUCCUGGAUACAUAUGGAUUCCUCCCAGCACAAGUGACUGACAUGUUUAAGAACAUGAGGAAAGGGAUAAAUGAUCAAAUCCAGUAUGACAACAAGACGGAGGAGAGGAAAGAGAGGGUCUACACAUAUGAGAAAGCCAAAGAAAGGUUGAAGGCUGCAAACCCCUCCCUUUCCGAUCAGUCUGCAGACAUUCUGUUAGAGCGAGCGGUCAGAGAAGUUGAGGGAGCAUUUGUAUUCACCAGAGAUUUCAGGAUCAACCUGAAAAACGUUGUGAAUAAUAAUAUGGAACAAUGCCUCCACAUGAUGUCACUAGUUAAAGCCCCAGUGAUGAUACUGCUGGCAAAAGACGGCCUGUUCAAAACCUUUAUUCUACCUGAUGGAUAUGUUGAUAUGAUUCUGAAGGGCUGGACUGAUCAAAAAGCCACCAUUGUUGAUGUAGAAGGGGAUCAUCAUAUUCACCUCAACAAACCUGAGUCCGUGGCCUCCAUAAUCACUGAUUUUCUUCAGUCACACAGUCCUGACAAAACAGAGAGUGAAUCUAACAAUAACCAGUCUUCCAAAUUAUAGCACACACAUGCUGAUUCAAAUAAUGAAGUAGUCUGUACUGAUUCAAGAUACUCAUACCAUUCACCAGUUCUUGAUAAUGUGAUACUUUAAGCAUCACAAACCAAUUUAAAAUAAAAAAUUUUUUCCAAAAGGUGUUUAUUAGAAAACGUUCAGAACAUUUGUCUUCCAUUUUUAACGAGAGGUUUAGUCCCUGCUGUUGGAAAUCUCUGUCACAGAGGACACAGGACCUAGGGUGACCAUACCGGCUAUUUUUAUGGGAUGCGCCCUAGCCAGGAUUUCUAUAUUGCCUAAAAUAUCCAGGUUUUGGCUGUUAGCACUGUGCAGAUCGAUCGUUG
Molecule: messenger RNA, 1021 nt
Organism: Sinocyclocheilus grahami
Lineage: Eukaryota; Metazoa; Chordata; Actinopteri; Cypriniformes; Cyprinidae
Product: serine hydrolase-like protein
Exons: 9
Coding region: 57-686 (209 amino acids)
Cellular component (GO): membrane
Source: RefSeq, a predicted model, not a curated record